CGCAUCUACGCUCGGGCUCCUAAUUAAAGACCCGCGGAGCCCUCGGGGACCCGCCUGACGUCGGCGCGCGGGGGGAUAAGAGGCGCGCACCCCUGGCGGCCGCGGUCCCGCUCCAGACGCAGCCACGCGUCCCUGUCCCCGCGCGUCCUGAGCGCUCCGCGGGCCGGGGCGCCGCCGGGCAUGGAGUAGCGGGACGCACGGCGGCUCGGGGCGCGGGGACACACGCCGGAGGACGCCAGCGGCUCCGGAGCGCGGGGACAGGUAACGGCCAGGAUCCGACGCGUAGGUGGCCGAGGACCCAGGGGUUUCCAGAACCCGCACAGCAGGAGGCCGGAGCGAAGAUCCCCGCGCGGGGACUUCACGCCAGCCCAGCUCCGGAACGUCGGCCCCUCCAGCCGCGCCCACCGAGCGCAGCAUGCGUGCGCCCGGGCGUCCGCUCCUCCUGGGGCUGUUGCUGGUGCUGAGCGCGGCCGGGCCCGGCCGGGGGUUUGCGCAGCCCCGCGAGGCCGCGGAAACACAGACCCUGCUGCGGCUCAUCGCCGAGGUCGUCCAGGAGCUGAAGAAGUUCCACGCGGGAGAGUCCAAGCGGCUGCAGCUGCUGGGCCCGCAGCAGGACCCCCUGCGAGGUGGGGCGGGCGCGGCGGGCGCCGAGGAGCAGCGAGCGGAAAUUGUCCCUCGAGAUCUGAGGAUGAAGGACAAGUUUUUGAAGCAUCUCACAGGUCCUCUUUAUUUCAGUGCAAAGUGCAGCAAACACUUCCACAGGCUUUACCACAACACCAGAGACUGCACCAUCCCCGCAUACUAUAAAAGAUGUGCCAGGCUUCUUACCCGGCUCGCUGUCAGUCCACUGUGCAUGGAGGGAUAAGCAGUGAGCAGAACUGUGGCGAUCAACAGCCCGAUAACCAUGAGAAGUGCCUUGGAAACCAACAGCGAAACUGAACCUACUACCUUCAUGUUCCCUGUGAACAGAUGUGUAUUUGCAGACAGCCUCUUCUACAAUCCCUUUGAGUUUUGUAUGGUGUUGACACCGUUUGUGGGUGCACAUUCAGUAAAUCGGCAUGCCUGACAGCAAUGUCCGCCACCCAUUAAUUAGAGAAACUCAAGAGAAUGCUCCACAGCGGACAUGUAGCGUUUCAUGAGGCCACAGGAAGAGACUGCAUUUCCUCAGUAGGUGAAGUCACAAAGAAUAUUUCUUUAGAAACAUAAGCAGAAUCUGAAAUUAUAUUUUCAUAUAGCAUACGGUAUGAUUUAAUAUUUUUUAUUACUUUUACAACUCCCAGGGUAUUAUUUGGAACUGCAUGAAAAAUUUAAAAAACAAAACAAAAAACAACUUCAAUCAUGUUUUAGAGCCAGUGGACUGUAAGUGUGUGAGCACACCCGGGCUGAUUUCAUUUGUCCUUUGUAUAAUAAGUGUAAAAUAGU
This is a messenger RNA of Manis javanica (Malayan pangolin), 1422 nucleotides long. It is a transcript of the gene ALKAL2, whose product is annotated as ALK and LTK ligand 2. Gene Ontology annotation, biological process: positive regulation of ERK5 cascade; positive regulation of ERK1 and ERK2 cascade. Gene Ontology annotation, molecular function: receptor tyrosine kinase binding; receptor signaling protein tyrosine kinase activator activity. The record is from RefSeq and is a predicted model, not a curated record. NCBI's taxonomy places the organism in Eukaryota, Metazoa, Chordata, Mammalia, Pholidota, Manidae.